Molecule: messenger RNA, 1722 nt
Organism: Plasmopara halstedii
Lineage: Eukaryota; Oomycota; Peronosporomycetes; Peronosporales; Peronosporaceae
Product: gpi transamidase
Exons: 4
Coding region: 1-1722 (573 amino acids)
Biological process (GO): attachment of GPI anchor to protein
Cellular component (GO): GPI-anchor transamidase complex
Source: RefSeq, a predicted model, not a curated record
AUGCCACCGAUUGACGUAGUGGAGUUGCUAUUUAUUCUUCUCUCGUUUCUUCAUGUGGCUCAUACUGAGUAUACCGAGCGGCUAAUACUUCGUCCUCUUCCUGCUCUCAACCAAGUGCUUGGCAGUUUUGAAUUUUCUGUAAGCGAAGUCUCAGCAAUAGAGUCUGAAUCGAUUUUUCCUAAUGUGUUACGUCAAAUCCUCGACAAAUAUGAUGUCGGGUCACUGCAUUUAACUUUCUCUAUCGGAAAGUACGCGGACUGGCGCUAUGGUGCAGCUCAAAACCUAAACGGGUCGAGCUGUGCCCACGCGCCCUUUGGUACUCGACUCCAAGUUGCUCUUCGUGCUGAUUUGGACGCUCAGCAACGAUGGCGAGGCAUCACAUCGGAGCUGGGAGGUAUCUUUUCAGCCUCACUUAAUCAGAUGGAUAAAACAGUUGUCACCAAUCUGCUGCCAACUUCCAAACUUCACGAGUAUGGUGUCUAUCCCUCUACCAAUGUAAGUCAAUCGCUUCUAUUUCUUCAAGGAUCGCUUCCUCGCGAGGAGUUCUGCACGGAAAAUUUGACACCCUGGCUUAAGAUUCUGCCGUGUCGAUCGAUUUCUGGGCUAGGAACUCUUAUUGAUCCUAUUAUGGCAGUGUCAGGCGAAUACCUCAUGGUGUCGCUGUAUGCCGAACGAUCUCCUGACGGCACAUACAGCCUCCGACAACAUCUGACAACUGUGCAAAGCCCAACGAAACGCAACAAAGCGCGCUGGAGUUUGGGCUCACUAUUUCUUGCGAGUCAUCAAACCAGCACGAAUCUUGUCGCAUGUCCGCUUGCUCGAAAGAGCACAAUUAUCACGAAAGUCAACGAUUCCCUUGAUAUGGUGACCACAGAUCUUCGUAUCAAGGUCGUGCCUCUUUCUGAACCAUGGUUUGAAAACUGGAAGGAUGCAUCUGAAAAAGCCGUUGUCAAUCCCAGCAGCAAUAAUCAACAGGAUGUCGUGUCGGUGCAUCGCUUUACUACUGGAUAUGGGCAGGUGCGUGGUAGCAUCGCAGUUCAGCUCCAGAAUAAUCAUCCAUCGUGUGGAAUGCUCGUGACAUAUCUCGAUGUUAUUCCAUGGUAUCUUCGUAUAUACUUUCACACGUUCAAGGCGAAUAUUCGUGGCAAUGAGCAGAGAGCGCAAAAAGCAAUUCAAGCAUUUGAUUUUGUGCCAGCCGAGCAGCGUGGGCGUCCUAGUCAGUUGCGUGUCGAGACUUUUCUUCCAGCUAACACGACAUUGCUUUUCUCGCUUCAAAUGGAAAAAACUUUUUUGCGAUUGUCGGAACAUCCUCCAGACGCUAAUCGUGGUUUUGAUAUUGCCUCUGGUGUAGCCACUUUUACUAUCCAGAAGAAUUCUGACAAAGUGUCGGUUUGUGACGAGAAGGCCACGUCUCCUUUUACCACUACGUUAUAUACAGAACCUCUGCUUGUGCCACUACCCACGCCUGACUUCAGUAUGCCAUACAACGUCAUAACCAUGACAUCGACUGUUGUCGCGUUCUUUGUUGCAAGUGAAACAACAGUCAACACUAUUGAUUACUAUAGUGAUCUCCUUGGCUCUCAAAACUUAUCUGCAAUUUGUUUUCAGUUUUUUGCAAGGUAUUUAAUGCACAUCAUGCACAGUGAAAAUGCCUUCGGUGUGAAAGUGACCAGCAAUAAGUUAAGAAAUUUGAAGGAUACGAUCGAGCAUAGGAGUCGGUGA